Messenger RNA from Colletotrichum truncatum, 1563 nucleotides. NCBI's taxonomy places the organism in Eukaryota, Fungi, Ascomycota, Sordariomycetes, Glomerellales, Glomerellaceae. The record is from RefSeq and is a predicted model, not a curated record.
AUGACACGAUCAACAAACCCACUCACCGCGACGGCACUGGAGCUCCAACGGAGGCUCGAGACUGGCUCUCUAACCAGCGUGGAGCUUACCCAGCUAUUCCUUCGGCAGAUCAAGAAGCAUAACAAGUCACUCAAUGCCGUGAUAAGCAUUUGUCCCGAGGAGAUUGUCCUGGCCAAGGCGGAUGAGCUCGACAGGGAAAGGCAGGCAGGUCAUGUCCGUAGCAAGCUGCACGGAAUCCCUAUUAUAGUCAAGGACGUUAUAGUUACGAGUAAGGACUUGGGUAUGCCCACGACGGCGGGAUCAUUUGCUUUCGCUUCGAGGACGGCACUUCGAAAUGCGCCUGUAAUUGACAAGCUCAUCGAUGCGGGGCUACUCAUUCUGGGGAAGAGCAACAUGACAGAGUUUUGCGGCCUCAAGUUAGUAUGCCCCUUCCUACAAUCCAAUAACCAACUGGCCGCUGACAAGCCCAGAUCCAACAACACGCCGGUGGGAUGGAGCGCAUACGGUGGCCAGACGAAGUCUCCCUAUCGCCGUAAUGAUUUACCCGAGGCUGAGCAGCCCGUAGCGGGAGGUUCUUCGUCAGGGUCGGCAGUUUCUAUUGCUUCUGGUUUCUGCCCACUAGCUUUAGGCACCGAGACGAGCGGCUCGACGGUCUACCCAUCAAGCCUUUCAGGGUUGUACGCCAUGAAACCCACGCCGAGCUUGAUUUCGACUGAUGGCGUCUUCAAGUUGAGUGCCAGUUUCGAUGGCAUUGGGAUUAUGGCUAGGGACCCCAACGACUUGGUGGCAUUGGCUGAUAUAUUGGCCGGCGACCAAGCUUCAAAUAGCGUGCCGAAGAUCUGUGAACUCAAUAGGAGUAGUAGCUGGGAAGGCCUUUCACUUGGUGUCACUGACGUGCUCUGGGGUAUUCAUGAAACGGCAAAGGACAAAUGGGGACAUUCCCACGUGCAAUUGACUUGGCAGGAGGCAAUCGCUAGGAUGAAAGCGUCCGGAGCUCGCGUGGUGUACCCGGUUGAGCUGCCAGGGUACAACACGGUUGUUUACAACAAGCAAACGCUUCAUACGGUAGCCUACCACGAAUUCCCGUCACAAGUAGCAAAGUUUGCCAACUACUUUGACACGACAACAGGGGACAUCAAAACGCUUGAGGACGUGAUUGUCUGGAACAAGGAGCAUGCGGCACAAGCCCUGCCUGAACCUUACACGACGCAGACGGAGCUGGAGGCAGCGGUGCUCGCGGGGAAGGCCAUGACGGAAGCUGAGCGACAAGGAGCGGUAACCGAGAUUCGAAGGCUUGCAGGCGGAGACGGCCUAGGCAAGAUAAUGAGGGAUGCAGAAGUAGACAUCAUCCUGUCGGCGUCAGAUUCUCUAAUAGUCGGGUUUGCGGGGGCCGCGGGAUGGCCAAUUGCAACGGUCCCGUUGGGCAACUUGCAGACCAACGGUCAGCCCUUUGGAUUCUUCGCAGUAGCGGCGAAGGGUAGAGAGGAUCUUCUCUUCAAGUUUAUGAGGGCAUUUCAUGCGACGUUUCCGCGUGUGAUGGAGCCAUCGGUGGUUACUUGGUGA